GGCUGCUGUAAUCACACAUCAGGUUAUCUGAAUAAAUCCCUUAGCCCUUGCUGCUGCAGUGCAAUUUGUAAAGUGAAGAUUUGUGUAGAUUUAUACCACAACAACCUGUCUAUGUAAGGUCAGCUCUCUAAAGGAAGUUGGUAAAUAUUUGAUAAAAAGGAUUACUUCAGGGUCAGAUGAGGGUAGCGGAGGGUCUGGCAAAGGGCACAAAAGGUUAUCUGUGGUGCUUUGAGGGUAGAUGUUCAGUCAAACUAGCUCCCUGAGUGUCUAUCUCUUAAAGACUAGGCUCUCAGUCUGUAGUCUAUCUGCUGUUUGAAAACUAACCUUGUUUAAUUAUUGAACAUGGUAAUAUCAUUUUACUGUUUGCCUGUUUUAGCUGUUACCAUGGCAGAAGCUCAUCUAUUGUUAACCAUGUGGGUGUCUAGUUUUUCUACUCGGGGUAUUUUCGGCUCCUUUUGACACGUCAGUGCGGAUAUUAUUGUUUGAUAAUUGCAUACCACUAUGGCUUAGGCUGAAAGAGCACGUCUGGCUUCUCUGAAUGGGAUGUGAAGCAUGUAAGACAAUCUUGUAUUUUAAUGGAGGGGCCAAAAGUGAAACAGGAGAAAGGAAAGACUGUGAAGACAGUUAGGUUUAGAGUAGCAUCUGCCAACAGCGGCCGGGUCUUGGCGGAGGUGUUCAAGGAUGAAACGGCCUGGUGCGGCUCAGUAUCGGACUCAGUGGACUCUGACUGCACCAGCACCCCGGAGGCAGAGCAGGGGAGCUCGCUUCCCGCCAGCGAGGCCAACAGCCACCUGAACGGUCUGGUGGUGGAAACUGCUGCAGACGAGAAUGGCUGUGAACCCGAUGAUCUGCUUCUGUAUGCCAGUGCCAAGAGAGAGAUGCUCUUCAGCAACAAACGGAUCAAUAUCUGCAGCAAGAAUGGGACCAUACGGGGAGUGAGGAACAAAGUGAGCGCAGGCCAAGUGCUUUUCAACAACCUCUCCAACAUGUACUCUAGUUCCCUUCGUCAUCAGAAAAGGAGACCCUGGGAGAAGGAACAGACAGAUUGGAAAUAGCAGUUUCACACUGUGUGGACAACAGGAAGAAACAGGCCUGCAGCUAAAGAUUGUCUUGCAGUUUGGUUUACUGUACACCAGGACUCCUCACUUACAGUAACUGUAAUUUACAAGUGUCUGGGUAAAAACACACUCCUCGUGUCUUCUUUCGUGAAUCCCUAUUACUUCAAAAGGACUACAGCUGCACAGAAU
This is a messenger RNA of Lates calcarifer (barramundi perch), 1247 nucleotides long. RefSeq names its product glutaredoxin and cysteine rich domain containing 1 b (gene grxcr1b). The transcript is spliced from 2 exons. The coding region runs from base 576 to 1055 and encodes 159 amino acids. NCBI's taxonomy places the organism in Eukaryota, Metazoa, Chordata, Actinopteri, Centropomidae. The record is from RefSeq and is a predicted model, not a curated record. Gene Ontology annotation, biological process: sensory perception of sound.